UAUACCCUUAACAAAGUAAAUGCUAAUUAUGUCGAUUCAUUCAUUUCACUUUCACUUCCACUGUAACUAACAUGCUCUCACACACUGUUAUACUCUGCUUCCACUCCAACUCUCACUCUCACCCAUGACUUCCAAAACGCGUCGUUUAACCACCUGUCACCGUCACCCUUCCCAACCCAUCACCGGUUUCUGCGCUUCCUGCCUCACGGAACGUCUCUCCGGCAUUGAAUCCGCCGACGCCGAACCUGAACUCCGCCGUUCCAAAUCUUGCUCCGGCAGCCGCGCCGGUGACCAAGCUUCUUCCUCCGCCGUCGAGCCCCGCCGUAGGUCGUGUGAGAUCCUUGCUCCACCGGAGCAGAACCGUGGAACGCUUUCGGACCUGUUUAACAUCGACGACGAGAAGAAAAAGCAGAAACCUGGUUUUAAUCGGUGUCUCGAAAACGAAUCUCGAAAAUCACGUUUUGAGAUUAUAGAUUUCGACGGUGGUUGUGACAUUGGUAGGGUUUUGGUUGAAGAUGAAAAUGAUGAAGAAGAGACGAAGACGAUGAAGGAGUUUAUAGAUCUUGAAAUUCGUAGUGGGAAGAAUGCAGGGAGAGAUUCUUCUAGAACGAGUUUCUGGGAUGCUGCUUCGGUUUUCAGCAAGAGAUUGAGGAAAUGGAAGAGGAAACAAAAGUUGAAGAGAAACAAUGCCGAUUGCGAAGGCGGUGUUGUUACCGGAAAUGGCGGUGGUUUGAGAAGUAUGGAGGUUGAGAAGCAAAGGAGGAGAAAUUUGAGAGAAACGCAAUCUGAGGUUGGAGAAUAUGGUUUAUCAUUGUGUAGAAGAUCAUGUGAUACUGAUCCUAGGUUAUCCGUAGAUGAUUCGAGGUUUUCAUUUGAUGCUCCUCGUGCUUCUUGGGAUGGUUAUUUGAUUGGGAAAACGUGUUCGAGGUUUUCGCCAAUGGUUGCUAUAAAUGAUGAUAGGGUUUUGGUUGAAGAAGAAGAAGAUGAAGAAGGAGAAGAAGAGGUGGUGGAGAAUUUGGAAAGUAGUGGUGGUGGACUACAUCCUGGUGAUUCAGCUGAAACAAAGCAUUACUAUUCGGAUCGGAGGAGGAGGAGUUUCGAUAGGUCAAACCCUCGAAGGAAAUCAGCGGUGAUUGGAGAUGUUGAUGAAUUGAGAGUGAUAUCUAAUGCCAAGGUUUCUCCAGCUACAACUGAGUUAUUCUACGGUGCAAAGGUUUUGAUCACUGAGGAAGAUUUGAGGGAUGCUAAUUUGAAACCUAAGAAUAGUGUUAAUGUUCAAUCUGAUUGUAGAACAGGAUCUGCUUCUAAGGAAGCUUGUGAUGUUGAAAUUGGAAAUGAUCAAAAGGGAACAAACAAGUUUCACAAAUGGGGCAAGUUGUGGAAUAAGUUGGGAUUAGUACAGAAGAGAAAGGAAGAUAAAUUGGGAGAGGAAGAAUCUGUUGCUGGUGAUGUUGUUAAUAAGCCGAUUGCAGAGUCUUGGCAGAAGUUGAGGAGGGUGGUUAAUGGACAAGGGAGCGAAUCGGUUAGCCAAAAGCUUAUUCGUAGCUAUAGUGUUAGUUGUAAAAAUCAUAGUAGAACGGCUGGGUUAGUUAAUGGUCUUGGUGGAGGUACUGAAACCAAAUGCAAUGUUUUGAAUGGAAGACAAGAGUUAACGCUUCAAAGAAAUCGGAGUGUUAGGUAUUCGACAAGUAAUGUUGACACCGGGUUGUUGAGAUUCUAUUUGACACCGUUGAAGAGCUAUAGGCGAAGCAGAUCGGGAAAGAGUAACUCAAAGGAUUUUAAUCCAUCAGCCAGAAGUUUCUUGUAAAGCUGUAACUUUUGAUAGAGUAUCUGGUUGGAAAAAUUAUAUAUAGUAUUGUUGUUUCUUGUCCAUUAGAUAAAGUUCAUCAUGUUGUUAGAUUUUGGUUGCAAUUGUUCUGUGUUCACAUUAGUUUGUAGCAGAAUAGAACAUCGAUACCACGAUAUUAUUAGCAUAAUAAAUUUCUGGUUGCAACAU
This is a messenger RNA of Medicago truncatula (barrel medic), 1996 nucleotides long. RefSeq names its product protein OCTOPUS. The transcript has a single exon. Lineage: Eukaryota; Viridiplantae; Streptophyta; Magnoliopsida; Fabales; Fabaceae. The record is from RefSeq and is a predicted model, not a curated record. Bases 125 to 1807 code for a protein of 560 amino acids.